CUGCCUCAGAUCAACUUCUCUCACCUAUCAACUCAUUUAUCUGAAUUCAAGUUAGUGUUUCCUCCAUCAGAUAUCACAAACAUACCCUUUCAUCAUUCAACUCACAGCCUGAACUCAAAAGACUAUUUGUAGGGGCUCAUGAAAAUGUCAUCUUGAAAGCAUCACCAAACUCGUCUCACCUGAAGAUAUCGCAAACCCUCACAAUGCUGUCACUACGCAGCAUCCCCGGGAUUCUGUUCCGCAUUAGACCCUCAAUACAACAUUCCACCCGCCAAACCCGCCUCUUCUCCGCCCUCGCAGCCUCACCAAAAUCAAAGACACAAGUCUACACCUCAGACUCCCGCGACCCCUACGUAAACCUCUCCAUCGAGCACCACCUCCUCCAAACGACCCCGUCCGACUCGACCGUCCUCUUUCUGUACACAAAUCGUCCCAGCAUCGUCAUCGGCCGCAACCAGAACCCGUGGCUCGAGGUCAACCUCCCCCUCCUAAAGUCUCUCCCCUCGUCCGACGCCAUCGACCUCGUCCGCCGCCGCAGCGGAGGCGGAACGGUGUUCCACGACGAGGGCAAUGUAAACUACUCCGUCAUAUGCCCGCCCGCAAACUUUGACCGCGACACCCACGCGGAGAUGGUCGUCCGCGCCCUCCGCUCCCUCGGCGUCGAGGGUGCCGCCGUCAACUGCCGCCACGACAUUGUCAUGACUCUCCCCCCUCCGCCUUCCUCUUCAGGAACUUCCGCCACAGCCCCGGUGGCCACAACUGAUACCGCCGCCUCCGCAGAGGCAUCAUGCAGCAAGCCCAAAGUCAACGCGGAGAACACGUUCAAGAUCUCAGGCUCGGCGUAUAAGCUCACCCGCCUCCGCUCCCUGCACCACGGAACAUGCCUUCUCUCGUCCCCGAACCUCCCGCGCAUCGGUAGCUUCCUGCGGUCCCCCGCGGAACCCUUCAUCAAGGCCCGCGGCGUGGAGAGCGUGCGCUCGCGCAUCCGCAACGUGGGCAUCACCGACACGUCGACGUUUGAGGACGCGGUGAUUGGUGAGUUUGGAAAGAUGUACGGUGACUUCACCGUCCGGGCGGAACUAGGCGAGAAGGAUGCCCUCGGAGAAGAGAAGGUUAAGAAAGGAAUACAGGAGUUGCAGUCUCGAGAAUGGACAUACGGCCAAACCCCUCUCUUCACCUUCUCUACACAUCCCUCAGAAGAUGACGCGCGGGAACGUCCUCGGCUCCCAGGUAACCCCACUAACUCGGGCCAGUUUAACCUCACAUUCGAAGCCCGCCACGGCCUCAUCCAAAGUUUCUCUCUAUCCGGAUUGUCCUCCGGUCAAGAAGCAACCAAGCUCUCGAAUUCCAUGACGAACACCCAGAUCUGGGAGGUCACAGACUGGGCACAGCGUCUCCGCGCAGAGGGUUUAGACCGAAUCGAAGCGUCGACCGUGGGAGAGUGGUUGAAUUCUAUGUUGGGCAACGGAAAGUGA
This is a messenger RNA of Colletotrichum phormii, 1475 nucleotides long. RefSeq lists its product as uncharacterized. The transcript is spliced from 3 exons. Gene Ontology annotation, cellular component: cytoplasm; mitochondrion. Gene Ontology annotation, molecular function: lipoyltransferase activity. Bases 204 to 1475 code for a protein of 423 amino acids. The record is from RefSeq and is a predicted model, not a curated record. Gene Ontology annotation, biological process: protein lipoylation. NCBI's taxonomy places the organism in Eukaryota, Fungi, Ascomycota, Sordariomycetes, Glomerellales, Glomerellaceae.